AUGUUUGCUACUCGCCAGGCCUUCAACCUCUUCCAGAAGCGGGCUUUCUCUGCCUCUGCUCGCCAGUCCUCCAAGGUCGCCAUCCUUGGUGCCGCUGGUGGCAUUGGCCAGCCCCUUUCUCUCUUGAUGAAGCUCAACCCUCGCGUCACCGAGCUCGCUCUCUACGACAUCCGCGGAGGCCCUGGUGUCGCUGCUGACCUGAGCCACAUCAACACCAACAGCACCGUCACUGGCUAUCAGCCCACUCCCGAAGGCCUUCGGGAUGCUCUCAAGGGCUCUGAGAUCGUCCUCAUCCCCGCCGGUGUUCCUCGCAAGCCCGGCAUGACCCGUGACGACCUCUUCAACACCAACGCUUCUAUUGUCCGUGACCUCGCCAAGGCUGCUGCUGAGGCCUCUCCUAACGCCAACAUCCUGGUGAUCUCCAACCCUGUCAACUCUACUGUCCCCAUUGUUGCCGAGGUCUUCAAGUCCAAGGGUGUCUACAACCCCAAGCGCCUCUUCGGUGUCACGACCCUGGACGUUGUCCGUGCCUCGCGCUUCAUCUCCGAGGUCAAGAACACCGACCCGGCCAACGAGGAGGUGACCGUCGUUGGUGGCCACUCCGGCGUCACCAUCGUUCCUCUGAUCUCCCAGUCCAACCACCCCGACAUUGAGGGCGAGACCCGUGACAAGCUGGUCAACCGCAUCCAGUUCGGGGGUGACGAGGUCGUCAAGGCCAAGGAUGGCGCUGGCUCUGCCACCCUCUCCAUGGCCUUCGCCGGUGCUCGUUUCGCCGAGUCUCUGCUCAAGGCGGCCUCGGGCGUCAAGGGCGUUGUCGAGCCCAGCUUUGUCGACAGCCCUCUGUACAAGGACCAGGGCAUUGACUUCUUCGCCUCCCGCGUCGAGCUUGGCCCGAACGGUGCCGAGAAGGUCCUGCCGGUUGGCAAGGUCUCCCCGUACGAGGAGAAGUUGCUCGAGGCUGCCUUUGCCGACCUCAAGAAGAACAUCCAGAAGGGUAUCGACUUCGUCAAGAACAACCCUUAA
Molecule: messenger RNA, 1023 nt
Organism: Rasamsonia emersonii CBS 393.64
Lineage: Eukaryota; Fungi; Ascomycota; Eurotiomycetes; Eurotiales; Trichocomaceae
Product: Malate dehydrogenase
Exons: 6
Coding region: 1-1023 (340 amino acids)
Biological process (GO): tricarboxylic acid cycle; malate metabolic process
Cellular component (GO): mitochondrion; cytoplasm
Molecular function (GO): L-malate dehydrogenase (NAD+) activity
Source: RefSeq, a predicted model, not a curated record